GUAGCCAAGUAGACGCCAGCACCCCCUCCUUAAGGAGCGACAUGUCCCAUGCUCUUGUUUUCAAGUUUUUAAUUAUUCAGUACAGGACCUUGAAUGAAUAAUGCAAUAGGGCUAGGCGUACAAAACUCCCUGACCACCUCCAGGUACACUGUGAACAAUGCAAGCGAACGAUUCCAUAGAACUGGGGUGGGAAUACAAAACUAAAUACAAAACUGAACAAAUACAAACGGACUGCCCCGUGCCCAGGCCAGCGGAGCGUGGGCCUGCCCAGGGGCAAGUCGGGCCUGCCUGUUCCCAGCCGUGGGCGCCCUUCUGGGCCGUUCCGUCCCAUCCCGCCCCGCGACGGAUCAGUUCCAGGACCCAAAUCCCCUCAGAACAAACAUCUCCCGGGCGCUCCGGGCGUCUUGAACUGCUCCGAGGCCGGCGUGAGCGCGGCGCUGGCGGGCGGGCCUCUCCCGGCCGCUGCCACGGCGACAGCUGAGAUGCUCCCUCAGGAUGAAGCUGAAGAAGCAGGUCACGGUGUGCGGUGCAGCCAUUUUCUGCGUGGCGGUCUUCUCCCUCUACUUAAUGUUGGACCGUGUUCAGCAUGACCCCACACGGCACCAGAAUGGGGGCAAUUUUCCUCGGAGCCAGAUCUCAGUGCUUCAGAACCGGAUUGAGCAGCUGGAGCAGCUCCUGGAAGAGAAUCAUGAAAUCAUCAUCCACAUCAAGGACUCUGUACUGGAGCUGACGGCCAAUGCUGAGGGGCAGCCUGUAGUCUUGCCCUUCCACAUGCCCAAUGGCUCAUGGAUGCUGCCCCCAGAGAGUCGACCCAGCUUCUACUCCGUCUCUUCCCAGGACUGCCAGUUUGCUCUGGGGAGGAAGGGCCAGAAGACAGACCUGCAGAUGCUGGCGGUGUCCGAGUUGCUCCCAUAUGACAACCAGGAUGGUGGUGUGUGGAAGCAAGGUUUUGAUAUCACGUAUGAGCCCAACGAAUGGGACGCAGAACCACUGCAAGUCUUUGUGGUGCCACAUUCCCACAAUGACCCAGGCUGGAUCAAGACCUUUGAUAAAUACUACUUUGAUCAGACGCAGCACAUCCUGAACAGCAUGGUGGUGAAGCUGCAAGAGGACCCUCGGCGGCGCUUCAUCUGGUCUGAAAUCUCCUUCUUCUCCAAGUGGUGGGACAACAUCAGUGCCCAGAAACGGGCUGCUGUCCGCAGGUUGGUAGGCAAUGGGCAGCUUGAGAUGGCAACUGGAGGCUGGGUGAUGCCAGAUGAGGCCAAUUCCCACUACUUUGCCAUGAUCGACCAGCUCAUUGAGGGGCACCAGUGGCUGGAGAAGAACAUUGGAGUAAUGCCACGUUCUGGAUGGGCUGUCGAUCCGUUUGGGCAUAGCUCCACGAUGCCUUAUCUGUUGCGUCGCGCCAACCUGACCAGCAUGCUCAUCCAGCGUGUCCACUACGCCAUCAAGAAACACUUUGCAGCUACCCGAAACCUGGAGUUCAUGUGGAGGCAAAGCUGGGACACUGACUCCAGCACUGACAUCCUCUGCCACAUGAUGCCAUUCUACAGUUAUGAUGUGCCCCACACGUGCGGCCCUGACCCCAAGAUCUGCUGCCAGUUUGACUUCAAGCGUCUGCCAGGGGGGCGCAUCAACUGCCCCUGGAAAGUACCACCCAAGGCCAUCACUAGUGCCAAUGUGGCUGAGAGGGCACUGCUUCUGCUCGACCAGUACCGAAAGAAGUCCAAACUCUAUCGCAGCAAAGUGUUGCUGGUGCCCCUUGGGGAUGACUUCCGCUAUGACAAGCCCCAGGAGUGGGAUGCCCAGUUCCUUAACUACCAGCGCCUCUUUGACUACCUCAACGCCCACCCUGACCUCCAUGUUCAGGCACAGUUUGGCACUCUCUCAGAUUACUUUGAUGCCCUUUACAAGCAGGUGGGCAUUUUCCCCGGCAUGUGCCCACCUGGCUUCCCAGUACUCAGUGGCGAUUUUUUCUCCUAUGCGGACCGAGAGGAUCAUUACUGGACAGGGUACUACACUUCCCGGCCCUUUUACAAGAGCAUGGGUCGUGUCUUAGAGGCUCAUCUCAGGAGUGCUGAGGUCUUGUACAGCUUGGCCCUGAGUCAUGCCCGCCACGCAGGCAUGGACAGCAAGUACCCGCUGUCCGACUACGCCUUGCUCACUGACGCACGGCGCAACCUGGGCCUCUUCCAGCAUCAUGAUGCCAUCACCGGAACUGCUAAGGAGGCAGUGGUUGUGGACUAUGGUGUCAGGCUGCUCCACUCCCUCAUGAACCUCAAACGGGUCAUCAUCAAUGCUGCACACUACCUGGUCUUGGGAGAUAAGGAAACCUACCACUACGACUUGGCAGUGCCCUUCCUAGGCACAGAUGAGACGCGUCUCAAUCAGGACUCUCUGCCGGAGAAAACCGUCAUCAAGUUAGAUGCCACGCCCAGGUUUGUGAUUGUGUUUAACCCCCUGGAGCAGGAGCGUCUGAGCAUCGUGUCCCUCCUAGUGAACACACCUCGCAUCCGUGUUGCCAACGAAGAGGGGCAGCCUUUGGCAGUGCAGCUCAGUGCACGGUGGAGCUCUGCCACAGAUAUGACCCCUGAAGUCUACCAGGCAUCCAUCAUGAUCCGACUGCAACCACUAGGUCUUACCGUCCUGCAACUGAGCAAGUCUUUUGACAGCCACAACACUCUCAGGUCCUCAGUGCGUCUCUUCCUGCAUGGCCGUGACCUCCCAGUGCGCAAGCACGAGACUUUCCCAGUGCGCAUUGUCCCUACUGCCUCGGAUGACUUCUGUCUUGAGAAUCAGCAGAUGCGGGCUUGCUUCUUGGGGCCCAGUGGUUUGCUCAAAAGUGUACAUCAUGCUGGGGAGGAACAAGAGCAGAGGCUGCAUAGCCAGUUCCUCAUCUAUGGGACUCGGAGCACCAAGGACAAAAGUGGAGCCUACCUCUUCCUGCCUGAUGGAGAAGCCAAGCCCUAUGUCCCCAAGGACCCACCAGUGGUUCGAGUGACUGAGGGGCCCUUCUUCUCAGAGGUGGCUGUUUACUACCAGCACUUCCAGGAGGUGGUACGGCUCUACAACGUGCCAGGAGUAGAUGGGCUGUCCCUGGAGAUCUCCUGCCUAGUGGACAUCCGUGACCAUGUCAACAAGGAGCUGGCGUUGCGUUUCAGCACAGACAUUGAGAGCAAGGGCACUUUUUUCACCGACCUGAAUGGCUUCCAGAUUCAACCUCGGCAAUAUAUGAAGAAGCUGCCGCUCCAGGCCAACUUCUAUCCCAUGCCCGUCAUGGCUUAUAUCCAGGACAGACAGAGCCGCCUGACCCUGCACACGGCUCAGGCCUUGGGUGCCUCCAGCCUUAGCAGCGGCCAGCUGGAGGUGAUUCUGGACCGACGCCUCAUGCAAGAUGACAAUCGAGGCCUUGGACAAGGUCUGAAGGAUAACAAACGGACCUGCCACCGCUUCCGCCUCCUCCUGGAGCGGCGCAGCACUGCUAACCAGGCGCAGGACAGUCGGCCAGUGAGCUUCCCAUCUUUGCUAAGCCAUAUGACUUCCAUGCACCUGAACACCGAGGUGCUUGUGAUGCCCGUCACCCAGGAGAAGCCCCCACCUUCUGCUCUGAGGUCCUUCCUGCCCUUCUCAGCCACCAUGCCCUGCGACUUCCACCUUCUCAACCUGCGCAUGCUGCAAGGGGAGGAUGAUUCGCUGCCCUCCAUUGAGACGGCUCUGAUACUGCACCGCAAGGGCUUUGACUGUGGCCUGGAGGCCAGGAACUUAGGCUUCAAUUGCACCACCACCCAGGGCACGAUGCCUCUUGGUGGCCUCUUCCAGGGCCUUGAGUUGGUGUCCGUGCAGCCCUUCUCUUUGACCUUGAUGUACCCGCUGGCCCCCUCUUCUUCUAACAAUACAGUCGUUCACCUGGACCCCAUGGAGAUAGCAACUUUCCGCCUUCGUCUUGGAUAACAGCCCUCAGUGACUAGGUGGAACUUGCUGGUCUGCCACACAUUGCAGGAACAGAACUGGCCAACGAUGCGCCGGCUGUGCUGUGGCUCAGUGCUGGGUGGCAGCAGGAGCAGAGAGACUGAAAGGAGGCGUUCUGUUAUUUACUCAUCUCUUUUCGUAGACACUGCAUUUAAAGGCCGGCUGGAGGCUGGCCCAGAUGCUCUGUGGCACUGCAGCAAAGGCCUCUGCCAUUAUCCUCCCAGGGAAUGGGUCCCACCUGAUCUCACCUGUCCGUUUUGGGCUGUUGGCCCAGCUCGGCUAGCUCCCCAAGGGAAGAAAUGAUGAUGUAGCAAUCACUGGAUGAAAGUGAAAUAAGUUCUCAGGGAAAAAGCCUCUCUCUCAGACACGCGGCUCUUGACUUGUGCUUUGGGACUUCCUGAACCCACGUGGGAAGUUACUCAUUUCCAGAAUACAGGGGUAAAUGAUG
Messenger RNA from Eublepharis macularius, 4417 nucleotides. It is a transcript of the gene MAN2A2, whose product is annotated as mannosidase alpha class 2A member 2. The record is from RefSeq and is a predicted model, not a curated record. Gene Ontology annotation, molecular function: alpha-mannosidase activity; carbohydrate binding. The transcript has 23 exons. Lineage: Eukaryota; Metazoa; Chordata; Lepidosauria; Squamata; Eublepharidae. Gene Ontology annotation, biological process: protein deglycosylation; mannose metabolic process; N-glycan processing. The coding region runs from base 496 to 3951 and encodes 1151 amino acids. Gene Ontology annotation, cellular component: Golgi membrane.